Messenger RNA from Vicia villosa (hairy vetch), 1043 nucleotides. RefSeq lists its product as uncharacterized. The transcript is spliced from 9 exons. NCBI's taxonomy places the organism in Eukaryota, Viridiplantae, Streptophyta, Magnoliopsida, Fabales, Fabaceae. Gene Ontology annotation, cellular component: small-subunit processome; nucleolus. The record is from RefSeq and is a predicted model, not a curated record. Bases 91 to 687 code for a protein of 198 amino acids.
GAAAUUGUAACCUAAUUUUGCGUUCUUCUUCACGCUUCUGUUUCUUUCUUCCUCACAGUUUCUUCACUUCCGCCUCUUCUAGCAGCUACCAUGGGUAAAGCUAAAAAAGCUCCCAAAUUUGCUGUUAUGAAGAAGCUUGUCACUGCCAAAGCAAUCAAACACUAUAAAGAAGAGGUUUUGAACCCAGAAAAGAAGAACACUCUUAAAGAAAAGUUACCCAGAAACGUCACUAAGCAUUCCUCGGCGCUUUUCUUUCAAUACAAUACCGCUUUGGGACCUCCUUACCGUGUUUUGGUGGAUACUAACUUCAUCAAUUUCUCCAUCCAGAAUAAAUUGGAUUUGGAGAAAGGAAUGAUGGACUGCUUAUAUGCGAAGUGUAAGCCGUGUAUCACAGACUGUGUAAUGGCAGAACUUGAGAAGUUGGGCCAAAAAUAUCGUGUAGCUCUGAGGAUUGCAAAGGAUCCUCGAUUUGAGAGAUUACUCUGUACUCACAAGGGUACCUAUGCUGAUGACUGCCUUGUUGAGAGAGUUACUCAGCAUAAAUGCUUCAUUGUCGCAACAUGUGAUCGAGACUUGAAGAGGAGGAUUCGGAAGAUUCCCGGUGUGCCAAUAAUGUACAUCACUAAACACAGAUACUCAAUUGAGCGGUUGCCCGAAGCAACAAUGGGUGGAGCACCUAGAAUUUGAUGCAGUAAAACAGGAAAAGCUAGGCCUACCAAAAAUUUUGACACUCCAAGCAACCAUACUAUAUCCAUGUUUGAUGGUUUUGCUAGCUGGAUUGGAAUCUACUAGAAGCUUGAUACUGAUGAAGAAGAAAUUCUCCAAUUGUUGAUCCUUUAAAUUUCUUUAGUGUAACUUAGUAGAUUUUGUACUGUCAAAACUAUUUUUCUUUUUUACUCUGGUGUUGCCUCGCAAAUGGAUCAAUGUGAACUUACAAAGUGCCUAAUUUGUGGCUGAUGACAUUCUUAUAGCUAUAGAUGUAAGCCUAUUGACAAAUAUUUAUUUUAUGAUUGGAAAAGAAAAAGAUGUGUUAGCAGAGUUCA